Vavraia culicis subsp. floridensis is the source of this 585-nucleotide messenger RNA. RefSeq lists its product as uncharacterized. NCBI's taxonomy places the organism in Eukaryota, Fungi, Microsporidia, Pleistophoridae. The coding region runs from base 1 to 498 and encodes 165 amino acids. Gene Ontology annotation, cellular component: nucleus. Gene Ontology annotation, molecular function: protein heterodimerization activity. The record is from RefSeq and is a predicted model, not a curated record. Gene Ontology annotation, biological process: regulation of DNA-templated transcription. The transcript has a single exon.
AUGGCAAGAAAAUCAAAAAGUACCAAAAAAGACAAGCUCCCGAAAAAAGCAAAAAUAGACGAAUCAGCCGUUCAGAAAGAUACCAACACCACAGAAAACAGCAAAGAGAUAGAGGAGCACACGUCUACACAUCCGGUAAACGCGAGCGAAUGCUCCACUAACAUACAGGGAGAUGCAGCACAGGCAGCGGACGGCAACAAAAGCUGUGACAUACACACCAAUACAUCCACAUCAACGCUCGACAAGAGAAAACGUUUCAGAUUUCCGACCGCACGCAUAAAAAGGAUAAUGCAGAGCGAUGAGGACGUGGGCAAGAUUAGUACGUAUGCGCCGGUUGUUUUGGGAAAGGCAACAGAACUAUUUCUUGUUGAAUUGGUGAGUGCAGCGAUGAAACACGCUGAGAAGAAUAAGAGAAAGAUGGAGGUUGAAGAUGUGAUACGUGUGGUUAAAGAAAAUGAGCAGUUUGCGUUUUUAAAGAGCUAUGAAAAUGAGGAAUAGGUUAAAUAAACUGUGCGCUCUGUGUUGUGUAUGGUGAGUUUUGCAUUUUAUGCUUGAAUCUGAAUCUUCAGCAUUUUUGUCAUGUAC